Messenger RNA from Penicillium egyptiacum, 903 nucleotides. Lineage: Eukaryota; Fungi; Ascomycota; Eurotiomycetes; Eurotiales; Aspergillaceae. The record is from the annotation of a GenBank genome assembly.
AUGCGGUUCGCCUCCCCAACCAUCACACAGACACGGUUAAACUCGACCAAUAGAGACGGUCCACGAACUCCGAUCAGAUAUGUUGAGUCUGUCCAGCCAUCCAGGGCGGACCAAGCCCGCCUGCAAAGGCAAGAACGCCGACGUCAGUAUAUGAGCGACGGCCCUGUACCGAAGACCACCGUGUAUGUCGGCAACCUGUUCUUCGACGUGACCGCGGAGGAUCUGCGCAAGCAUUUUGAGAAAUACGGCGCCGUGGAGAACGCACUGAUUGUGCACGAUGCCCGCGGGCUGAGCAAAGGUUUCGGGUAUGUUACCUUCAGCACUAUCGAGGAAGCCACGCACGCAAUCACGCAACAACACGGAGGCAUUCUGGAAGGUCGCGAGGUGGUGGUGCAGUUCUCCAACACGGUCUACAGAAGCAUGGCCGACAGCAAGCCCAGCCAAACCCUCUACAUCGGAAACGUCCCCUAUGAAUUGACGGACCAGGAUUUGCAGGAUUUGCUGGCUGAUCUUCACGGUGUCAAAGAUGUCCGCAUCCCCGUCGACCGUCGCACGGGCUUGCCGCGUGGAUUCGGACACAUCGACUUCGCCGACCAGAGCAAUGCUUCCCACGCCAAGGAAGUUCUCUCUCGUAAGGAGCCUUACGGCCGCAAGCUAGUUGUCAGCUUUGCUAAGCGCAAGGUCUUGUCGCCCGAGGACCUCCAGCGUCACCAGCAAAAGAGGUUGGAGAACAAGAAACCCUUCAACCAGCGCUCGGGUGCUCAGAGUAAUGUCGAGUCAUUCUCGGCUGUGAGGGAGCCCGAGGUGCGCGAAGUGCGGGAGGUAAAUGAGAUUGGGGAGGUUACUGAGGUGAAAGAGGCUGAGCAGGUGGUCGAGCAGACUGAGACCGAACAGAAGCAGUAG